UACCGGGCUUAUCAUUUAUUCCGGUCUUAUGGUAUACCCGAAGAAAAUAUCAUAAUUUUUCAUUACGACGACAUCGCGUAUAAUAAACAAAACCCGACCCCCGGUAUUGUCAUCAAUGAGUACAACGGCACCGAUGUCUAUAAGGGUGUCCCAAAAGACUACACCGGAAAGGAUGUCAACCCUAGUAAUUUAUUAGCCGUACUACAGGGUGACCAAGAGUUAGCUAAAAGGGGCAAAAAGGUGGUGAAUAGUGGACCUAACGAUCAUAUAUUCGCAUAUUUUGGUGACCAUGGAUUUCCGGGCGGUGUAAGUUUUGCAACAGGUUCACUUUACGCAACUGAGUUAAACGCGGCUUUGAAGCGUAUGCACCAGGAUAAUAAAUUUGCAAAAUUAGUGUUUUACAUUGAUACAUGUGAAUCUGGUUCAAUGUUCUAUAAGCUGUUACCCGACAAUAUUAAUGUCUAUGCCGUAACCUCAUCAACUCCCACUGAACCUAGCUACUUUUGGAAAUAUGAUAAAACUUUAAAAACUAUGAUUGGAUCAUGGUUCGCUGACCAUUGGUUAAUAGAUGAUGAAACAAAUGACCUGGAGCAUGAAACAUUUGAUGAGCAAUUUAAAUAUUUUGCUGACUUAUGGAAUGUUACUGAUCCAGAUGCCCCUGGUGAACAAUAUGCACAACGUUAUGGCAAUAUGACAUUUGGAAAAUUGCAUAUAUCUGAAUUUUUAGGACAUAAACCACAUAAUAGUGUCUUAAUUGAUCAAGCAAGAGAUUCUGAGCAACAUUAUAGUGCGGUUAACAAAUGGGAUGUCUCUCUGUAUUUACUUCACAGACGUAUUGAUGAGACUAAUGAUGUGUUAGAAAAACAAAAAUAUACCGAAGAGUUGGAGGGUUUACUAAAUGCCAGACACUAUGCGGACAAACAUAUGACUGAAUACGUGAAUAGUAUUCAACACUUAAUACCAAACAUCGCAACCAAUGCUAUACUCCAUACGAAACAAGAGCUCAAUAAUCAUGAAUGUUAUCAAAAACUGGUCAACACUUUCAAUGAACACUGUUUUAACUUAUCACAAAAUACAUACCUAUUGAGAAAAAUGCAAAUAUUUGUGAAUAUCUGCGAAGAAAUGCGUGACUCGACAAGUGCUAUACCACUAAGCGCGCAAUUGACCCAGGCUAAUAACGUAACAAAAUGGGUGCUACUAUGCGCUGGUAGUAAUGGAUGGGAGAAUUAUGCUGACCAGGCACUGGUAUACCGAGCCUACCAUAUGUUCAGGUCGUAUGGCAUACCUGAAGACCAUAUAAUUAUUUUCCAUUACGACGACAUCGCUUAUAACAGCGAAAACCCGACACCCGGUAUAGUAAUCAAUGAGAUCGGAGGUCCCGAUGUCUAUAAGGGUGUCCCAAAAGACUACACCGGAAAGGACGUCACCCCUAAAAACUUUUUGGGGGCACUAACUGGCGAUCAGCAAUUGGCUGACCAAGGUAAAAAAGUAAUUAAAAGUGGACCAAACGAUCACAUAUUUGCUUACUUCGGUGACCACGGAUCAAAUGACCUGGUAUCAUUUGCCACGGGCAUUCUGUAUGCUAAAGAUUUAAAUAACGCGCUCAUUGAUAUGCAUAGCAAACAAAAAUUCGCCAAGCUUGUAUUUUAUAUAGAUACGUGUCAUUCAGGUUCCAUGUUUUACAAGCACUUGCCUGAUAAUAUCAAUGUAUACGCGGCCACGUCAUCCCUGCCCACUGAGGACAGUUGGUUCUGGAAUUACGAUAAGACACGUGGCACAUAUUUAAGUGCAUUCUUUGCAAACAAUUGGCUAGAAAAUGAUCAGAACUUUGAUUUGACCAAGGAGACCUUUCAGGAGCAGUAUAAAUAUUUCGCUGAUAGAUAUAAUGUAAGUGGUGCAACUCAGCAUGCUCAACACUACGGCGAUAUGUCACUGGGCAACUUAUAUGUAUCGGAAUUUUUAGGUCAUAAACCUUCAAAACAGUUACAGCAAACUGUUGAUAAAUAUGCACAAAAUUAUGAUGCAAUUAGCAAAUGGGAUGUUUCACUGGAUUUACUACAGAGACGUAUUAAAUUUACAAAUGACUUGCAUUUGAAGAUUAAGUAUACCGAAGAGUUGGAGCAUUUUCUUAAGGCCAGACAGUAUGCGGACAACCAUAUGACUGAAUACGUGAAAAGUAUUCAACACUUAAUGCCAAACAUCGCAACCAAUGCUAUACUCCAUACGAAACAAGAGCUCAAUAAUCAUGAAUGCUAUCGAAAACUGGUCGACACUUUCAAUGAGAAUUGUUUUAAUCUAGCUCAAAACACAUACCUAUUGAGAAAAAUGCAAAUAUUUGUGAAUAUUUGCGAACAAAUGCGUGACUCGAGUGAUGCGGACAUUGCUGUCAACCGAUUGAUACAACACUGCGAAAGCAAUGCUAAUCAAGAGUUUCAUAAAAUCUUAUAAACUUUGAAAAUGUCUUAAAUUUUUAUUAUAAUUCUUAAAUUACUAUCAAAUUUAC
This is a messenger RNA of Oppiella nova, 2503 nucleotides long. The record is from the annotation of a GenBank genome assembly. Lineage: Eukaryota; Metazoa; Arthropoda; Arachnida; Sarcoptiformes; Oppiidae.